Messenger RNA from Astrephomene gubernaculifera, 3711 nucleotides. NCBI's taxonomy places the organism in Eukaryota, Viridiplantae, Chlorophyta, Chlorophyceae, Chlamydomonadales, Astrephomenaceae. The record is from the annotation of a GenBank genome assembly.
CACCUACUCAUCAGUAACUCCCUGCAUUAAUGAUUUCCGCCUGAUCUACGCCUUGCAAUUUUCCUCUUGUUCUACCUAGUUAGUAGUCGCAAGCAGUCAUUGACUUAUAAAAAGUUGGGUUCCGUUUACUUAGAUAUGAGGCUAUGCGUUCCCUGGCCAUAGUUGCUGAGCUGUUGAAGUCCAGGAGGCCGCAGGGAUUUGGUUCUCAAACUGCAAGGGCGUUUCACAGGCAUUUUCGCCAAACAAACUUACAAAGCAUCCUAAGGAAUGGAUAUCAACCUCGCCUACAAGAUUAUGAGGUAUCGUGCGCCGGGUGUAGGUCCUACAUCAUCGGCCAACGCCUCCGAACCAUCGUCGCCAGCCCUUGCGCCUGCCGGAACGACAAACAGCGCCGAACCUGCCCAUGAAAACUGUCGCCCACAGCAGCGGUCGCCUUCGCCACCGCGCCAGCGCAACAGUCAGCCUCCAGUGUCCACGGUCCCUCAGCAGCAGCAACAACAACAGCAGCAGCAGCAGGUGCCGCCUCACGGCGCGCAAUCUCAGAUACUGCAGCGAGCACAAGGCCGUGCCAACCGCGCCUACAGCGCUGUUGCCCUGGCGGGAGAUGAUGGCCAUUUCGCGGGGCUGCUGGACCUGGGCGGCAGUAAUGCGCUAGAUCCCCCCAACAGCCCCACGCUGCACAUCGUUCCUCGGCCGCUGGUCCCCUCCGCACGUGGCGUUACCAUCGGGCCCUUUGCGGAGGCCCUCGCUGCCGCCGCCGCACGUCCCGUACGGCGCCGCAUGGACGGCGGCAUGCGCACCUGGCCUACCGGCCGCGGCUCGCCUCAGCCCAACACCUCCCCUUCCGCCGCCCUGCUGCUACUGGGCUGCUCCAGCACGUCCCCGCACACACCCGGCGGGGGCAUCGUCAGCAGCAACAGCACCACCAGCAUCGGCAGUCCGCCCCUGGCGCGCCGUACAACCUACCACUCGCAGGCGCUGCUGCCCACCAUGCCAGCCACUCAGAAGCGCAGGCCAGCCGCUGCGGGUUGCAGUCCACAGCACGGCAGUGCGGGGGGUGCAAUGGUUGGCGGCGCCAGCUCCAGCCCGCCACACUACAUGGCAACGGGCUCGUACCCGACUUACGGAGGCAGCUACGGAGGCGUGACGACACCUACCGCCGCCUCGCCUUCCAGAACGGCUACGUCUCUAGGUGAGCAGCAGCAGCAGCCGCAACAGCAGCAACACCAUACGUCUGGAACCGGAGGUGCAGCAGCAGCAGCAGCAGCGGCAUCUGUGGGACCGAGUUCCGGCUUCUACCUUGCAGGGGCGUCGCCUGGGAGACGCUUUUCCGGCGUAGCCGCGGUGCCUGAGCCCCCAGGGACAGCUGCGGCGGCGGCGGCGGCGGCAGCAGGGUCCGCCGCAGCGUACGGCGGAGGCAGGGGCCGCUCUUCGAGUGCCGGGGAGCGGCUGGCGCGCAUGCGGGCGAUGGAGGCGCAGGCGGCGGCGCAGGAGGCGCAUGAACGAGCCGAGGGCGACCGCCAACGGACCGUGAGGGUGAAUGUGGGCGGUAUGGACGCGCGAGCCUGGGUGAGCGUUGGCGGCGCCGCCGGGAGUAGUAACAGCAGUAACAUCGGCAGCUGUGGUGCCAAUCGACGUGCGAGUCGGACAGGACCGCCAUCCCCGCAGCAGCGGCCUUGUGAAGGCGAAUGGGGCGGUCCCCCGAAAAGCCCGGGCGCAGAGACGGCAUCAGCAACAGCAACAACACCAGCAGCAGCAACCAGCCACAAGCAGCAGCCCGCCGGAUCAAACACGUCCGCCGCCGGCGGUCGUGAAUCCGCCCCCAUGCUUCCCUCCCUGCCCAUGCAUUCACCACUGCAGGGCGACGGACUCAUCACGGUCGCCCUUCGCAGUCCGCAUUGUUCCGCUCACCACUCCCAUCCCCGCUACCUGGGUGGUGGCACGGACGCCGCUCCCUAUCAACACUCAGGACCCGGGCCGGGGCCGGGGCCAGGAGCAGGGCAUGGUGCCGCUGGCGGCGGCGAGGUCGAGGUCGGUAGGGUGGCAACUGCGGGGGCGGGUAACGGCGGUGGCGCGGUUUCGGAGGCGGACUCCGAGGCAACUGAGCUGGCGGAGUUGGAGCAGUGGGCUGCCAGCACGCUGCUGGAUCCGGCGGUGGUGGAGGCGACGAUGGAGCAACGGCGGACGUUGAAGCGGAUAGCGUACCUGCGCAGCCGGAUGCUGGCCAGGGGAGGCACGGCGGCUGCCGCGCCGGCUUCCAACACCGCUGGAAACGGCCCCGGCAGCAGCGGCCUGCAGAGCCUUCCCUCCUGGGCCACGGAGCUGCAGUCGGGGCGCGGCGGCAGCGAGGCGGCGCUUGCCUCCAUGGCGAGCCAGGUGUCGCGGCUGCCGCAUAUCGACUACGACCAGAUGCGCGACCCGCAGUACCGCAUGAUGCUCAAGGCGCGCAGCAUGCGGGGAAGAGAGGUUUCCCUGUCCUCGGGUGAUACGUUGAGAGACAUAUUCAUACAAGACCGGCACAAGGGAUGGAAGCCACCCCACGUGUAGCCCUCUGCCCCCCUGCUGCCACCGCAUAUGGUGUUGUACUGCUCCCUGCCUGUCGCCGCCUUGGGGGAGGUAUGUGCGCCAGUAUGUUGAAGCACAGAGCCGUGCGUAACGUUACUGGCCGUAGAUGUUUUUCCGAGGAGAGAUGUGCUGCCAUGGGCGGGCUGCGUGGCGUUGUACUUAACCGUGGCAUCUGUUCGGAAAACGCGGCUCUGAUGUGGCAUGUAGGGGCUUCAUUAUCGCAAGUCAUAUGUCAUCCUGCCUUGCGCUUCCGUGUUUAGCCCACUGCUCGUGCGGUUAGGGGCCGAAUUCACUGUAUCGUCUGCUGCUGCUGCUGGUUGCAUGGACAGAAGCUUUGGAACAUUUUGCUUGCAUAGCUAGCUAGAUAGCAUAGCUCCUUUUCAUUGCGUGCGCCGAGACCAAGACAUUAAUGUUGUGUGAUGUAUAGUUUAUGGCGCGCAUAGCACACACGGCUAAACGCUGCCCAUCCCUAUUUGUGUCGCGGAUUGCUGCUGCGUAGAAAGCCCUUAUCCAGCUCUGCUAUUGGUAGUGUUCUGACACAUAUUCACUUGUGGGGAAAACUAACAAACUAACACUUACGAACGCCGCCGGAAUGGUGCGCACGCAGUGCCUAACCGCAGCCCUAUCGCAGCGCAUUACGGCCGUAUUCAUGGAUGGUUGUGUGCAGGGUUUCGGUGGGGCAUGUGACGGAGGGCCCCCCUCCUCACCUGCACUGCCGUAUCCACCAUUCCGUCCCCCGCACGUGCAUUUGCUGCUGCUGUUUAUGAUUCAGUUGCAUUGCCAACUUUUAAUUCUGCUAUAUCACGGAUUUGCAUUAUGAACGGUUAUCCUAGCAUCGCUUCUAGGGGUGAGGUCUCAACAGGUGUCGUGUUGUGUUGUGUUGCUGGCUGGCUGUGCCAGUUGUAAGGGCUGUUUGUUGUCGGGUUUGUUAUUUUGGCGAAUAUGACGAAGGAAGGUAACGACUAACGGGUAUUUGAAGGAGUGUAUCGGCAGCUGGAGCGCUGCCUAGUCUGGCGGUUCCAGCGGAUGAAAUAUGACGGGUUGGAGCAAGGAGAGUUUAACCCCUGCGGAUUGAUCUUGUUACGCCAUCCGCCGUGAUCUCAAUCGCUGUCUUGGCUGCAGCGACCCAUGGGUCAGGCAAAGCAC